CGCGCUCCUUCGGCCCCGAACAAGCAUGGCGUCCGGGUUUGAGAGCGAGCGGCGUUUAGCGGCGCGGAAGGAAGAGAGGCGCCGCCAGCGUGAGGCGCUGCUGCAGCAGGCAAAAGCUGAUUAUGAAAAGGAAGAGCGAUGCAAAGAACUGAAGCGACUGCGAGGGGAGGAUACGUGGAUGCUCAGCGAUGUGAAUGCACGUGUGGAGGAGCUGGAGAAGGAACAUUCUGUUACCAAAAAGAAGAAAAAGGAGAAGCACUCGAAAAAAUCCAAAAAAGAAAAGAAGCAUAAAGCCGAAAAAAACGACGAUUCAUUCGAUAGUCCUUCAGAUUCUUCAGAAGAAUGGGUGGAGGCUUCUGUUUCAGACUCUUCUAGCACAGAAAAAGCUUGGACCGUAAAGAAAGAACAGCCCGGCACUAUAGAAAGCCCAGCAACAGUUCAGAGGGAUGAGUGGAUGUCCUUAAAUUUUAUGACUAUGAAAACGCUAUCUUCAGCAUCACUGAAGGCUGAAAAACAGAAAGACAAAUUAUGGGAGCAACAGAAAGCCCAAGCAAGUGAGCAGUCCCUGCUUUCUGAAAGAGAACUUAACCCUUACUGGAAGGAUGGUGGCACAGGUUUACCAUCAGAGGAGGAUAAUUCAAUAAAAGCGGCAGUUGUAGAAGAUGGUGGGUUAGGCUGGCUGAAGAAAUCAUACCAAAGAAUGAAGGAGCAGUCUGAGAGAGAGAACAGGGAUUUAGAAGAAAUCAUAGCUGAAAGAUACGGGUCAACAGAACUGUUUGAGUCAAGAUUAAAAGAAGCUGAGAGGGCUGCAAUCCAAAAAGGAAAUGAACGUCGAAAAUGGCAAAAAAGUGACUAUUCAAAGAAGGAGAUCCAUGUGAGACAAAGGAAGGACAAAGACAAGCAAGAGGAGAGGGAUGGAUACAAAGGAAAACCUAAGGACAGAGAUAACAAAGAUUAUUUUCAAGAGCCGAGAUAUUAUGUGAGAGAUAGACUAAGAGAAGAGAAAGAGCCAAGUCAUAGUAGUAAAGGAUCUGCAGUCAAAGAUUUUUCUUGUAGAACUGCACAAUAUUCCCAUCAAAGAAGUUGUGAGAAAUCAUUACCAAGCCCCAUGAAACCUGCAUUUUGGAAACCUGGUGAAGAUGGAGAGAAAGAAGUGCAGAGUUUUUCAUCAUCAAAAUUACAUACUCAUGGCUCUGCAACUUCUGGCUUCAGAAAGCCCAGCUAUGAUACUGAGGACAUUCCAGUGAGACGUGUCUUCAGAAAGCCUGAUUACAGUACCGAGGAUGUUCCAAGAUGGCGCCGAGCACAACCAAAGGAAGGAGAUGGGAAAGCCACCCUUGAUGAAAAACCACUCACAACUGAAAGGGCCACCCUUGAUGAAAAGCCAUCCAAAACUGAAAUGGCUAUUACCAGCAGGGAGAAUGAUCCGAGAGAAAAAAAGGAAGAGAUCACAGAAGAUGCAUUGGAAAACAAGGAGCCAUCCCAUAGUAAAUCAUCAUAUUUAGGCUCUGCUGCAAAGGAUGAAAGUCCCCGUAUUCUAAGUGAAGAGGAAAUGAACAGACUGGGAGCCAAGAUUGUGAAAGCAGAAUUGAUGGGAAACACGGAUUUAGCCGCAAAGCUUCAGACCCAGCUUGACAAUGCACGUAAGCUAAAAGAAAGCAGAGCACAGAUUCCGGCUAGAAAGUCUGAGGAGGCGACAACAGUCCCCCAAGAAGACUAUGACGUGAUCCUUCUGAGAACUGAUAAAGCUGGUAGAAGCUGGCCUGUGAAUUCUCCGGAAGAACCGAUGGAACCAAAAGGAGGAAGGAGGAAAAGACAGGCGGUCACUACUCACAUGGAUAAGGAAAGGGUCAGAUAUUUUCAGGACGAUGAUAAUCUGAGCCUGAAGGAUUUGGUCAGGAAUGAAAAAAUGAGAACGGCGGAGGAUCAAAAUAAGCUUUUCAUGAGAAUGGCUUCAAAGUUUCCAGAUAAAACUGACCGAGAGUACUACACGCUGGACGACAUGUUUGUUUCCAACGCUGCCAAGGGUGAGCGCAGCGGUGAGGAGGAGGAAAGGCAGAGGAGACAAGCCAUCCAGGAGCACCGGCAGCUCACCGCGUGCAUGGAGAAGUGUCCCCACUGCUUCGGUAGCCCUGAACUUCCGAAACAUCUGAUCAUUGCAAUUGGUAACAAGGUCUACUUAUCACUGCCAAACUACCAGUCCCUUACUGAAGGUCACUGCCUGAUUGUCCCUAUGCAGCACUUCACUGCAGCCACCCUUCUGGAUGAAGACAUCUGGGAAGAAAUCCAGGCGUUCAGAAAAACUUUGGUGAAGAUGUUUGAAGCUGAAGAACUGGACUGCAUCUUCCUCGAAACGCACCUGAGCACAAAGAGGCGAUACCACAUGGUGUACGAAUGCAUCCCUCUCCCGAGAGAAGUCGGGGACAUGGCUCCCAUCUACUUCAAGAAAGCUAUAAUGGAGUGUGACGAAGAAUGGUCCAUGAAUAAAAAGCUGAUUGAUUUGUCUUCAAAAGAUGUUCGCAGAUGUGUUCCAAAAGGCUUGCCCUACUUCUCUGUAGACUUCGGCCUGCAAGCAGGAUUUGCCCAUGUCAUCGAAGAUCAGCACAAAUUCCCUCUGUAUUUUGGAAAGGAAAUCAUUGGUGGCAUGUUGGAUUUGGAGCCCAGGCUUUGGCGUAAAGGACUGCGUGAGAACUUCGAGGACCAGCGUAAGAAGGUGCUCCAUUUUGCUCAGAGGUGGAAACCAUAUGAUUUCACCAGAAGCAAAGAUUGAUGAUCUAAACAGUGACUCAAUGCCGCUGGUG
Molecule: messenger RNA, 2801 nt
Organism: Euleptes europaea (tarantolino)
Lineage: Eukaryota; Metazoa; Chordata; Lepidosauria; Squamata; Sphaerodactylidae
Gene: CWF19L2
Product: CWF19 like cell cycle control factor 2
Exons: 19
Coding region: 26-2770 (914 amino acids)
Biological process (GO): mRNA splicing, via spliceosome
Cellular component (GO): post-mRNA release spliceosomal complex
Source: RefSeq, a predicted model, not a curated record